Physcomitrium patens is the source of this 2989-nucleotide messenger RNA. RefSeq lists its product as uncharacterized. The record is from RefSeq and is a predicted model, not a curated record. NCBI's taxonomy places the organism in Eukaryota, Viridiplantae, Streptophyta, Bryopsida, Funariales, Funariaceae.
UAGACCCAAAUGGUCAAAUUCAUACCAGAUCUUAAUGCAUAUCAUUUGGCUGAAGGGAUCAACUGAAGGGAUCAACUCCAGAGAAUACAUUGAACUACUCACCAUCCAGUUUGAUACCUCUCGAUAAUCUCAAGUGGCGGACUUACCGUCCCCUUUAAACAUUUACCGGCAUCGCAAUAUUUACAGGUCUCCGAAGGGAAAAGCUAACGUCGAAGGACUGACCUAGCGGGAUUCUUGAGUGUGGGAUGAUUGACGGCAGUGGGACAUCCUUGAUUGAUCUGCAACCGCAUCUGGAGCUUUAUCGUCACAGAAUUUGGAUCAGCGGACUGCGUGUUUUCCAGUCACAGUAGCGAACAGUUUUUGCGGAAGUUCAUUAGAGGUCUUUUCCAAGGCUGCAUUCCGCAGAGCUUGAAGAAUCUGGAAUCGGUUGAUGGAGUAUCGCCCCCCGUGCAGACAAUAGAUCUCUUUUUUCACAGUUGUGCAUGAGUUGAGAUUAGAAUUUUUGAAGUUGUGUGUGCUUUUGUGGAAUCUGUUGUGUUUUGCGAGUGCUGAAUCCGGGAUCUCCCACUGGGACUGGAUGGAGAUUGAAGCCACCCAGCGAUGGAGUAUUUGGUUUCGACAGGGGUUGUUGAAAAGGUCAUAUUCGGUGGUUUCGUAGAACGGAGGAUUGGUGGGUGAGAAUCGUGGGAUGAAGAAGAAGGAUGCGCUGGAACACAUGACAGCUGAGCCGAGCGAAUGGCCAUGGGAAGCUCCGGAAGCAUGAGUAAGCAACCAUGGCAAGAAUGUAAGGACAACACAGCUUUCACGAAAGCGUGGAAUUCUAAGGAGUCGGGGCCAGAUUCUCGCGCCGCUCAGCAUAGGUCCAGAGUGCAAUGGUGGCUUACUUUUUCUCUCUGCGCCAGCCUCGUCGUGGUUUCUUUGCUGUGGUUUAUCUGCGCAAUCGACAACACGGACGAGAUCACGAAGUCGCAGCCUCAGAUUUCGUUAGAUAGUCGUGUGGAAUUUUUAGGUGAGCGAUUGAAGUUGCGAGACGGAAAAACGAUGGCAAUCGACGACAAAGGGAGCGGGAAAAUGCCCCGAGCUGCGCUGCUAGGAAUGGGAACUAUUCUUCGUAUAGGGACGAGGGCGAUGCAAGAGCUGAUCGUAGCACAUCUGACUGAAGACACCACCAGCGAGGAUCUUCGGCUGUUCCUGAGGUCGUUGCAUCGAAGUGGGUCGACUGCCAGAGCUGAUGUCGUGUUAUUGUUUCCUUCCAGUCCUAUGCCCACGGCUAUGGCGAAGGUCAUCCAAGAAGAGGAAGAAAGCUUCCAAAAGUUGCUCAAGGAUUUCGAAACUGGAGAUACAUCUGGUGAUUCAGAAGGCUCUGCAUCUACAGAGCUAAACUUCACAAUAUCUCCGUUUAAUGCUAUGGCGUUCAAGAAAGCCGGUGAGGAGAAUCAAGAGAUAGUUCAAGAAAUUAUAUGGGGCAAACGGUAUAAUUUAUCGGACAGCACCGAGGAAACCAUUCCGGUGCAAACCAGUCCGGGCUCGGCAUCUUGGGGUAGCAUGGUGGCGUUUGACGUACAGGAAUUGGAUUCCCAGGACGCUUUGCACGGGUUCUUAGACGCACCUCCGGUGCAGCUCCGGCGCUGGGUGUGUUACGAUAUGUUACUUGGAACCAUCAAGUUUCGCUACAGGAAUGUGCUCCUCUCGCAAGUGAAAGGGGUGUAUGUCCUCGGCGACGCUUUAUCCACAACUCGCGAAUUGCAAAUCAUCUAUAUUACCACCGAGGAUACGGUCUGGAGAGACGCUAGACAAGAGCCAGUAGCGGAGGGCUUAUCUCGAGGACCAGAAAAUGGUUCGAAUGACGUAGAGUUUCUCAAGUCAACAAUUAUUGAUAGACUCAUAGUUAGGAAGGAAUCCAUUCGAAGGGUCUUGAGAAAUAGCAGCAAUCUCAAGACCUCGGAGAAUGCGGAAGGCAAUGAUCUGAAAGAGAGCAGCAACGAAGGUGUAACCGAGGAUCCGAAAACCACGGAAGAGCCACUCCAGACGUGGAUAAACGCCCCGGGUUUGAUACAAAGCGUCUAUGGAACCCUAAUGUGGAGUAAUCUGGAUGAGUCUAACAAGCAGUUUGCGGUUGUCAGUGCAGCGGUGAUCAUGGGAGAGGUGCACUAUGUCCGAGGAUUAGCCAUGAAGAUGACGUCGGAGAUUGUGAGAAUGGCUAUUGAGCACAAGAGCCGACGAUUAUUUCACGACAAAGCUGUACUCAACAUGUGGGUUCACAAUAAAGCCACAAUAGUUAAGAAAUUUGCGGAGCACAUGAAGGUAGUUCGCAAUAAGGACUCGGUUGUCCACUCGGCCCAGGGCUCUCGCCAACCAUUCGUGUACUGGAGGAAACGGAACCCAAGAAGCAGGUAUCUCAUCGUGCACCAGGAGGACCAUGAUGGAGUCCAGGAGCUUCGCCAAGAGCUGUGCAGAUUAGCUCCCACCAUCUACAAACGAUGCUUGUAGCGGAUCAGCACAGAACUUGUCAAUUCAACAUCGUCCACACUCUCCACAACAUACCUAAGUGCAUAACCGACGCACCAAAAAUGAUAUCCUCGUGUCCCACCACUGCUAAUUGUGCUAAAAAAUACGGCACCGCCCACGGGGAUCGAAAAUCAAACCCUAAACCUCUAAACCUCAACAACUUCGGCAAUCAAUUGAUGCGUGAUGAAUAAAUGACCAAGAAUAUGCACACGGCACGGCAGACCAGUAAGCACCGAAAGCUAGAGUUUAGGGUUUGGUGUGAACAGCUAGGGUUUAGGGUUUAGUGUGGACAUGAUUUUAUGACUGUCCAAGUGAGCUCCAUGGGCAAAUCUGCAGGAGCCUUAGGCCGUCAACAAUGGCAUAAUUAUCCUUUAUGAGAUAUUCUUGACAAUUAUUUUUCUGUGUUAACGCCAAUCCAUAAAACCUGUGUGUACAUUAUGUUUCUGUAGUUAUAAAAUCUUGUAUUCAAUUGGUUUUGGAA